Molecule: messenger RNA, 985 nt
Organism: Aspergillus welwitschiae
Lineage: Eukaryota; Fungi; Ascomycota; Eurotiomycetes; Eurotiales; Aspergillaceae
Exons: 3
Molecular function (GO): protein binding
Source: RefSeq, a predicted model, not a curated record
UAUGGCGUUUGAGUUGCGGGUGCGGGAGAGGACUCUUCCCGUAGCUGACACACAGGCCAGUGGGGGACACGAGACUAUUCUUAACCUUAUUUCUAGCCUGCAUCUCAGCUCAGAUUAUAGUGACUUAAAGAUUAUUUGCAGGGAUAGGAUCUUCCGGGCUCAUAAACUUCUUGUUUGUCCCAGAUCGAAGUAUUUCCACCGGGCUUGCUUUGCCGGGUUCAAGGAAACCGUUCUGGAAGAGAAAAGCCCGAUCUUGAUUGAGAAGGUGCUAGAAUAUCUGUACACAGGCAAUUAUACUCUCGGAUGCCGUACGAAUAAAGCGCUGACCCCACUGAAUGAUAACGAUGGAGAGCCAAGAAUGAACACAAACCACACAAGACCGCCGUUCAUAUAUUUCUCAUCAAGGAGGCGUGCCAGAGUUAAGUAUGCGGCAGAAAUGGAGGAGCUCGCCAAUGAAACCGCUGUAGCAGCUGUAGAAGAUACAGGGGAUGGAUUUGUUGAUGGGUUACAGGUGAAUGAGAAAGCUCCAACUGAGAAAGGAGAUAUCGUGAAGCCAGCUGUCGAUACAUUAACUGACUGUCAACCAUGGUACUUCCAUGUACGCAUGUAUAGCGAAGCGGAUUACUUCAUGAUUGACGAUUUGAAAACCAAAGCAGAGGAACAAUUUCUUGUGUGUCUGAUGAAUUGCUCCGAAAAUGAUUCGUUUUCGGAAAUAAUAGCGGAGCUCUAUUCAAGACGAGCCGACUAUGGAAAGCUACGGAAGCUGGCGCUCAAAGUGAUAGUCGACAACUUGCCGACCUUCAGAAAGGGAUUCAACCCGGUAAUAAAUUCAAAACUGAUGCAAUCGGUUCCUGAUUUUGCUGUUGAUCUAUGUCUACCGACAAUAGACAAGUACGUGGGUGAGCCGCACAUGAAACCAUAUCCAUUCCCUACGGGUUUUGAAUACAAGGACGUCGACUACAUGGUUCGUCCCGGGGCCCUGUAG